AUGGACCGCCGUCUGAAAAUCGGAGUCGUUGGCCUAGGCCGAAUGGGCAAGCGCCACGUCCACACCCUGCUUUACCGCACUCCCCGAGCGCAGGUGGUGGCCGUGUGCAGCACGACCCCCCACGAAAUUGCCUGGGCAAAGGAAAACGAGGAAUACAAGGAGUUUGGCAUUGAGGCAUACAGCGACUAUAACGAGAUGCUAUCUCACCCAGGCCUCCAAGCAGUCUGGAUCUCAACCAGCACUGACGUCCAUGCGAGCCAGUCUUUGGCGGCAAUUGAAAAGGGCGUCCAUGUUCUCUGCGAGAAGCCGCUGAGUACCGAUCUUGAGGAGGCGCAAUCCGUCGUCGACGCGGCCAAAGACAAACCCUCCCUCAAAGUAAUGGCCGGCUUCUCCCGCCGCUUCGACGCCUCCUACAGAGACACCAGCGAAAAAGUCUUCGCCCAACAAGCCAUCGGCUCCCCCUUCAUGGUGCGUUCCAACACUUGCGACCUCCGCGACGACUCCGGAUUCUUCGUGCAAUACGCCUCGCGCAACGGCGGAAUCUUCGUUGACUGCGCUAUCCACGAUAUCGACCUGUCCCUCUGGUUCUUGGGAAACCCAGUCCCCAAGGCCUGCUGGGCUGCGGGAACUCUACAGCACCAUCCUGAGCUCAAGGAUUUCUCGGACGUGGACAAUGCGGUAGGAAUUGUGGAGUUCUGGGGCGGCAAGAUCGCGUAUUUCUACUGUUCGCGCACGCAGGCGCAUGGGCAUGACGUGUGUACUGAGAUUACUGGUACGGAGGGGAAAGUGAUGGUGAAUGUGGUCCCGCGGAAGAACAAUGUAGUUCUUGCGGAUAAGUUGGGGAUGAGGCAUGAGGUGCAGCCGGAGUACUGGGAGCGGUUUGAGGAUGCGUUUGCGAGAGAGGCGAAUGAGUUUGUGGAUGCGGUUGUUAAUGAUGGGGUUGUUCCUGUGCCGCUUGAGACGGGGAUUACGGUUAUGAAGAUUGGGAGGGGGUUGCAGCAGGCCUUGUUGACGGGGGAGGUUGUGAGGUUUGAUGAGAGGGGAGAGCAGGUGCAGGCUUCUAGGCUUUAGGGAGCACAGUUAGAUUCGAUCUACUGUUCAUGCUGUUCUCCAUAUAACUCCAAAAAUUGAC
Molecule: messenger RNA, 1132 nt
Organism: Aspergillus glaucus CBS 516.65
Lineage: Eukaryota; Fungi; Ascomycota; Eurotiomycetes; Eurotiales; Aspergillaceae
Product: Gfo/Idh/MocA family protein
Exons: 3
Coding region: 1-1071 (356 amino acids)
Biological process (GO): NADPH regeneration
Cellular component (GO): cytoplasm
Molecular function (GO): oxidoreductase activity; nucleotide binding
Source: RefSeq, a predicted model, not a curated record